AAGGACCAUCACUAGCGUAUUGAACAGCAACCAAAACAGCUGUUUGUACAUUACGCAAAGGUUUUUUCCACAUUUGUUUAUUAAAAAUGUCGCUGCUGGGCGCCUUUGCGAGAUUGGGUCUGCAGAGAAGUGGCGGCGUCGCCGGUGUCGCAGUUGCACGUUGCCUUCACACGACUUCUGUUCUCUGCGCGGAGCCCCUGAAGAAAAAGAAGAAACUGGAUCCGCAGAUUGUCAAGCAGCGCGAGGAUCGCAAGAAGAAGAAGAUCGAAAAGCAGAUUCGCCGGCUGGAGAAGAAUGCCCGUCAACUGAAGCCCGUGGAGGAACUUGAGGUUCCACUGGAGCUCAUCGAUGAAAAGGACAAACGGCAGAGAAAGCUAGCCCCACUGUCCAGCGCCCAGUUAGAGGAACGUGCUCUUCUCAAGAAACAGUGGGCACACUACAAGCACGACGAGCGCGUAGCAGACUUCCAGAUCAUCGACCGGCUGGUCCAGGCACAAAACAAAGCACUGGCGGAACUGCGGAGUGAGUCCGAGGAGCUUUACCAGGCGGCCAUCGAUAUUGAUCCGCAGCUGCUGCCCGUCGCUGUGAAAGGACCCGUUGCCACGCCCCCCAUUAAGGAUUACGUCAGUCCCGAUGGCGACUACCUGCACCAAUCCAUGAAGUGGGAGGUCAAGUGAGACGUGCAAGUGCCGGAUGUUAAAGAUUUCAAAUAAACUGAACCCUAAAUCCAAUAUUUUGUGAACACAUCAUUACUCUCAAUGAAAUGAAUUCGCCGUUUAAUCGGUUUAGAUGCAGUUAAA
Molecule: messenger RNA, 800 nt
Organism: Drosophila santomea
Lineage: Eukaryota; Metazoa; Arthropoda; Insecta; Diptera; Drosophilidae
Gene: mRpL40
Product: 39S ribosomal protein L40, mitochondrial
Exons: 3
Coding region: 87-677 (196 amino acids)
Cellular component (GO): mitochondrial large ribosomal subunit; mitochondrial ribosome
Source: RefSeq, a predicted model, not a curated record